Adineta ricciae is the source of this 4815-nucleotide messenger RNA. Lineage: Eukaryota; Metazoa; Rotifera; Eurotatoria; Adinetida; Adinetidae. The record is from the annotation of a GenBank genome assembly.
AUGUGUGAACAAACCAAACGUUAUUUUUCCCCGCGUCUUGUUGACUAUGUGAUCAUAGUUGGUUGCCGUCACCCAAAUAAAUAUAAUCAUGUCACACAAACACCUGAGUUACUUCGACGUUAUCCAUUGGAAGAUCACAAGGAUUUCGCCUUGCCGCCUGAUGUGAUCUUCUUCUGUCAACCGGAGGGAUGUAUAAAUACGGGUCAUCAACGAACAGCAUUUCGUCAAAUAACUUCAUUCGUGUUUACAUUAACGGAAAAAGAUUCGAAUCGACAACGUUUUGGAAUAUGUGUGAAUUUUUAUCGACAUUUCUCCCGGCGAACAUGUUCAGUUCACAAUCCAAAUCAACAAAAAUCGGAUGCAACUACUGAAGAGGGACAAUCGUCAGUUUCAAAUGAUCAGAAAGAAGAAACUGACGAUUCAGAUCAGACCGAACGGAAACGUAAACGGCGUUUGAGAAACAAUACAUUGACAUCUAUUUGUCUAAUCAGUCAUCAUCCAUUUUUUACACGUUUUCGUGAAUGCCUGGUGACACUGAAAGCAAUUAUCGAUGCCUGCAAUGAAAGAUCAUGUGCAAAACGUACAGGUGCAUCUAAAGGCACAUCUAGAGAGACUGUUUGGGGUGUAUUAACUGGUCAAGCAUGUGAGUGUACAUCUAAUCUAGUUGGUCACGAAGUGCGCGAAAUUGAAACAUGGAUAUUACGAUUAUUAAGCGCACCUGUGUCUAUUCCAGGAAAGACAAAGAUUUUGAUUGAAACAUUACCCAACGAGCCACCAAUGUUAUUUGCUCUACCUGAUCAUACGCGAUUUUCAUUAGUUGAUUUUCCGCUACAUUUACCAUUGGAAUUGUUAGGCGUGGACUUAUGUAUACGAGUUCUAACGUUAAUUAUGCUAGAAAAUAAGGUCGUGUUUCAAUCUCGUGAUUAUAAUGCAUUAACAAUGAGUGUCUUGGCAUUUGUUGCCUUAUUAUAUCCACUUGAAUAUAUGUUUCCUGUUAUUCCGUUAUUACCAACAUGUAUGACAGGAGCUGAACAGCUCUUAUUAAUUCCAACUCCAUUUAUAAUUGGUGUGCCAGCUAGUUUUUUCCCUUAUAAAGGAAUGAGUCCAACACAAUUCGACGACAUAUGGAUUGUAGAUCUCGAUGCAAAUCAAAUCAUUCAACCUCGACAAGCCGAGCCAUUCUUCGACAUUCCAGAGUUUGAGUAUAACAUUCUAAGCAAUCAUUUAAAGCAAGCGUUAGGUAGUAUGUCAAUUGAUCCCGAACCGGUUCAAAGUUUUGAUGCUAUGCUCAACGAUAAAUCAUAUUUAAUGACUGCGCAAAACUCUAUUCCACUCUCAUCGACAUCCUACAAUCCAUUUAUUUACGGAAAUGAUGUUGAUUCUGUUGAUAUUGCAACACGGGUUGCGAUGGUACGAUUUUUCAAUUCACCGAACAUAUUGGGUAAUUUCAAUGAACAUACAAGAACGUUACGUUUACAUCCACGAGCCGUCGUCGCUUUUCAAUAUAGCAGUUUCGUUCGCUCGCGACCAGUUAAAUCAGCAUUCAUCAUUCGUUUAGCCAAGACUCAAGCAGUCGAGUUUUUUGCUGAAUGGUCAUUGUGUCCGGAUAACGUCGCGUUUUUACGCGUGCAAACUGGCGUUUAUGAUCCCGCACUCAUUGGUGAUAAACCGAAAUGGUACAGUCGCAAUCUCACGUCGAUUCCAUUCAAUAUUAUCGAAGAGAAUAGCACUCUCGGAGAAGCCGUUAGCGCAUUUAACUCCAAAAUAAAUACUGUUGAACAUACACCGACCGACGAAAGUGGAAGUGAUUCUGAAGACGACAAUAGCAACCCUGAUUAUUCGUCGUUGAGUGAAUUUGUAUCUGAAAUGCGAAACAGCGAAAUAUGUGGUGAAAUUCGAGCUAAAAUAUAUCCAGCUAACCAAGAGAAAACAGCAUGUGUUGAAUAUUCCACAGUUUACAGUCCGCCGGAAGAAUUGCAAAUACCUGACGGAUCAACGAAUCACAUGCCUAGUCCGGGCGCUAGCGGAAACGAAUCAAGUCAUUCGAUCAGUGAAUCGACAGUUAGUUCGAGUACCAAUUCGCAGGUCAACUCUGGACUGAACUCACCCAGCGAAGAGAUGAACGAAUUUGUUCGUGAUCUAUCGAAUACAUUACCUGAUAUUGAUUCCAAAUCAAGUUCGGCAACCAUUACACCAGUAACGAAAACAUUUCCAAAACCACUCUUUGAUUCGAAAGCAUUGGCUAGUGGUGAUAAUUCUGCUCAAUCAUCACCUCCGGAAAAUAGUACGAAGAAUACGACUACGCAAGGAAGCGUCAACCAACGCGUUAGCGUAACAAUGACACGUGCAGAUAGUCAUGAUUCGAAUGCAAGUGCAAUAGCAACGAAAGCUGGACGCGCUCAGAAAACGGAUUCAGAAAACACAGCUCCUUCUAAUGCUUCACUACUUCAACAGGUUGGUGAAGAAAUCAAUUCAACAGCUGCUGGGCGAGCUGUAUCCAACAUGGCCAAGAUGGCUACGCAUAAAAUGUCAGAAUUACUCUCAUCUUCAUCUGAGAAUUCUCGUCAGUCAACUACAUCAAUGCCUCGUGCAAAUCGUCCUCCACCUUUUCCUUUUCCAAAGUCAACACGCAAAGUGGAAAAGCCCAAUCUAGUCAAACAUGCUGCAACGACAUCGAAUGCCUCCAUGCUUGCUCGACAACAGAGUGUUGAAACCAAGGCGAAUACUCAUAGUGAAAAUCAACAGUUUUUAAAAGAUAUUGUCACGAAUGUUCUCGAUGGACAAGGUAUUGGUUGGUUAAAAAUCAAUCGAGUCAAAAAGCUAAUGGAAGAUGAAAACUAUCGAAACUUUGUUCUCAGCCGUUUGAAUAUCAAUCUCGACAAGAAAUAUUCGGAUGAAGACGAUCAUAUCGAUGAUGUUAAAAUUAGCCGAGCAGUUUUCAAAGGCAUGACAAAUAUUUUACGAGCUGUUAUACAAGGUCUGGAAGUUACGUUUGAAAACAACGGUCUGGGUGGAAUGGCAUCCACAUUCCAAUUACUUGAAAUCGCACACACACAUUACUGGAUUAAAGAUGCCAAAACUGAUCUAAGUCCAAUGUCCGAACGGAACAGUCCGCUCAGUGGUAGUCGAGAAAGUUUAGCAUCGAUUGAUCCAAAUGUUCCUUUAAAUCCAUCGACAAUGCCACCACAGCAACAGCAACAAAACAAUACCACAAGUCCUAAUACUAGUCUCGUCGCUCAACUGGGGAGUUUAUGGCGCGAAUCCAAACUAGCGCUUGCACGUAGUUAUGCAACAGCUACGCACGCAAAACCCGUUGAAAUGAAUGGUGAUGAAUAUCAAAAUAUUGAUGUUGGAAAAGAUGUAAAAGCUGUCAACAAUGCAAAUGGAACUAACAAAAAACAAUCAGUAGAAAAUCAAGUUCGACCGGAUUCAUUAACACUCACAAACGAAACUACAUCGAAACCGCGCAUGAACAUUCCGCGUAUUAAUUCUAUUGUAACCGAUGAUGACAGUGGCACUGAUUCUAGUUCGUCAAGUCGACGCCAAUCGAAGAUAAAUCAUCAUCACAUACGUACGUCAAAUCAGUGGACUGAUGAUAAAUUAAAGACCAAACAAAUAUCAAACACAUCCGGAGCGAAAAGUUCUUUUACCGCUGGAUAUAGAUUUCGCAACGGAUCACUGAAUCAAACAGCGGAAAACACUCCUAUGAAUGCUAGUGAUAAACAAUAUCUCUUCGAAGUGUUAAUCGGUAGUACACGCAGUCAUUUAUGGGAUCAAAUGCAAGUAUGGGAAGAUGUUUUUCUCGAUGCCGUUGCCCAGGAACGUGACAUCAUUGGUCUCGAUCAAGGACCAGCCGAAAUGAUGGAACGAUAUUAUUCACUAUCGAACGCGGAUCGUAAGCGUCUAGAACUAGACGAAGAUCGUCUGCUCGCGGUGAUGCUUUAUAAUCUCAUUGCUUUUAUGAUCAUGAUGCGUGUUAGCAAAGAAGAAAUCCGCCGUAAGAUUCGUCGUGUUCUUGGCCGCUGUCAUAUUGGUUUAACAAUGAGUCAACAAGUGAAUGAACUAUUAGACAAUAUCGCCUAUCUAAAUGGUAAUGAUGUUGAUCUACGUCCUGCUGGCAGUCGACUCUUGCAAAAGCAAAGUUUCACUGUACAUUGGGGAACGGAUAACACAGGAGAUAUGUUGUUCAUGGAAGUGUGGGAUGAUUGUAUUAUCUUACGAAGUGUCCUUGGUGAAGUCUAUGAUCGAUGUUGGUUCGAAAAGCUAGUCAAUAUGACAUUUUGUCCAAAGACAAAAGUUCUGUGUUUAUGGCGAAAAGCUGACGGAGAAACACAACUUAAUAAGUUCUACACCAAACGCUGUCGUGAUUUAUACUUUUCAAUUAAAGAAGCAAUGGAAAAAGCAGCAUCACGAAUGAAAGGCUCAUUACCAGAAUUGGGCGGAGAAUUUCCUAUUAAAGAUAUGAAUACAGGCGAAGGUGGUAUUUUACAAGUCUGUCUUGAAGGAAUCUGUUUGACAUUCGAAAAUGAUAAAGAAUUUAUCGAAUUACCAAAGAUUCGUAAGUGUACUACACAAAAAGGCGAUAUCUUCGUUCUGGAAGAAUUCGACCCUAAUACAAAACAAAUCCUGAUUAGAAAAUACAAAUCUCCAACGGCGAGUAAUAUUCUACUUGCUUUUCAUCGUGUUGUAUCCAUUGUUGUUGAACGACGAAAGCUAGCAGCGGCUAACAAUGUAUCCAAUGGCAUUAAUCAACAACUUAUCAAUGGCUUAGGUAUCAGCAAUAGCCUUCUGUUUUGCUAUAUAUUGCUUUGUUGA